Messenger RNA from Lathyrus oleraceus (garden pea), 6949 nucleotides. RefSeq lists its product as uncharacterized. The record is from RefSeq and is a predicted model, not a curated record. The transcript is spliced from 14 exons. Bases 1464 to 6812 code for a protein of 1782 amino acids. Gene Ontology annotation, molecular function: ADP binding. NCBI's taxonomy places the organism in Eukaryota, Viridiplantae, Streptophyta, Magnoliopsida, Fabales, Fabaceae.
UAGCAUUCAAGCCGCCACUUUACUUAAAAAAUGGAAAGAAAUGGGAAGAAUCAAUUGAAGGGGAAAUGAAUUGAAAUGGUGGAAGGUAUUAUUUCUUUAUUCUUCCACACUUGAAUCCGAUUACCAUCCAAGGCUGAAAUCAUGUUAACGAUCUUUACGUUAUUACUCUCUUUUUCAUGUAAACGUUUCGUGUGACAACUGUUUGAUCAAAUGCCUCACCCGGAUGUUGCGUAUCGGACUGUUCUGACCAUGGGUUAUCGCUUUGGUGGGAUGUAUGAUGAUGCAUUGCAUGUGUUUGAACAGAUGCAGUAUGCAGGUGUGGUUCCGAAUCAGCUAACAAUGGUGAAUGCUUUGGCUGCUUGUGCUAGCUCGGGUGCUAUUGAAAUGGGGAUAUAUAUACAUGAUAUGGUAAGGAGGAAUGGAUGGGAAUUGGAUGCCAUUUUCGGGACUGUGUUGAUUGAUAUGAAUGUCAAGUGUGAGUUUUUACUUAUAUAAAGGAAAAACAUGUGUUUAUUGAAGGGCCGGGUGUGGUGAGGAGGCUAUUUUGUGGUUUAAUAGGAUGGAGUUAGAGCAGAUGAAGUGACUUUGGUUGCGGUUCUUUCAGCGUGCAGUCAUUCGGGUUUGGUGGAUAAGGGUCUAUUGAUAUUUAGUAUGUUGGUUGAUGGAAAGUAUGAAUUUUGUCCCAAUGUCAAAAUCUCAGGGGAACUUUGAAUUCAGCGAGAAGAUGGAGUUAUGUUGAGAGAGAGAACUGACUAAGGACUUGGGUUGUAGUUCUGUGGAUGUUGAACACCUAAGGCCUGCCACUGAAGUCUCUCUCUCUUUCGAAUCAAUCCUUGUUUUUAGUGAUAUUGCUCGACAAAAUCCAAAUUUCCUUGAUCUUGGUGAUGCUUAUAAGCUAGCUCUCAGUAAUAGAGAAAGACAGUUGUCCGGUAUGCUUACAAAACAUUGGCUUGGGAAAUAUUCCUUAAGAGUUAAUUUUGCCAAAGGUCUCUGCCGCUUGAGGGUCUGAUAUGUAUUUUAGUGAUAUCAGUCCUAGAUUUUGUGUAUAAAUAGUGAAGAAGCAAAGACUUCUGACGUCUCUAACUCUACUGGAAUGCAGAUAUUUCAAAAAAUGAUUUCACUUUAGCGAAAUGAGUCUGGUAAGUUCGUCACUACAAGGCAAUGGAAGAUUCUUUUGAUGAAGAACUUCAAAUACUACCUACUGCAGAUUGUAGAAAGAUGGUUCUUACAGCUUCAACAUUUGCUGCUGCAAUAAGUUAAUCACUAAAAGGCACAUGAAGAUUCUUUUGCUGACGAACAUUAAAUACUAGCUACUGCAGAUUGGAGAAAGAUUGUUCAUAUAGCUUCAACUUUCGCUGAAAUAAGAACAUCAAAUACUAGCUACUGCAUAUUUGAAAAAUAUGAGGAAGAUUGUUCUUAGUAGCUAUUCGAGUUGAGCAUUUGCUGAAAGUGCAUGAAAUAAGAUGGCGAGUUUCUUGACUGAUUUGGCGAAGCCAUAUGUGGAGAAAUUGAUAAAUGGCGUGAUUGCAGAAUCGAGUUAUAUAUGUUGCUUCAUGUGCAUUGCUAAGGAUUUUGAAGAAGAAAAAGCUAGGUUGGAAGUAGAAAGGACAACUUUCAAGCAACGCAUUGAAGUGGCAACCCGAAGAGGGGAAGAUGUUCAAGCUAAUGCUCUUUCUUGGGUAGAAGAAGCUGAUAAGCUCAUUCAAGAAGACACCAAAACAAAACAAAAAUGUUUUUUUGAAUUUUGUCCUCAUUGCAUAUGGAGAUAUAGAAGAGGAAAAGUACUGGCAAAUAAGAAGGAUCAUAUUAAAGAAUUAAUGGAAGCUGGAAAGGAACUUACAAUUGGACUCCCAGCUCGUCUUCCCGAUGUUGAACGCUAUUCAUCCCAACACUAUAUGCAUUUUAAAAGUAGAGAAUCCAAAUACAUUGAGCUUUUGGAUGAACUCAAAGAUGACAACAGUUAUAUGAUUGGGUUGCAAGGGAUGGGGGGCAUAGGAAAAACUACAUUGAUCAAGGAAGUGGGUAAGAAACUUAAGCAAUCAAAGCAAUUUACUCAAAUCAUCGAUACCACAGUGUCAUUUUCUCCUAAUAUUAAAAAGAUUCAAGAUGAUAUUGCUGGACCCUUGGGAUUGAAAUUUGAUGACUGUAAUGAAUCCGAUCGACCCAAAAAGCUAUGGAGCAGACUAACCAAUGGUGAGAAGAUUCUUCUAAUAUUGGAUGAUGUGUGGGGCGAUAUUGAUUUUAAUGAAAUUGGAAUUCCAUAUAGUGACAAUCACAAAGGUUGUAGGAUUGUUGUAACCACGCGCAGUCUGUUGGUGUGCAAAAAAUUAGGAUGCAAUAAGACAAUCCAACUAGAUCUCUUAUCUGAAGAAGAUGCGUGGAUCUUGUUCAAAAGGCAUGCUGGUCUAAGUGAAACUUCAACCGAAUUUUUUCUUGACAAGGGACGUAAAAUUGCAAAUGAAUGCAAAAGGUUACCUAUUGCAAUUGUUGUUAUUGCUAGUAGUUUGAAGGGCGAACAACAUCGGAAUGAAUGGGAUGUGGCCUUAAAAUCAUUUCAAAAACCUAUGUCCAUACAUGGUGUUGAUGAUGAACUUGUUAAAAUUUAUAACUGUUUGAAGUUUAGCUAUGAUAAUAUGAGGAAUGAAAAGGUAAAGAGUUUAUUCCUUUUGUGUUCUGUGUUUCGAGAAGAUGAAGAGGUUCUUACUGAAAGGUUAGCCAGACUUGCCAUCGGAGGAGGCCUUUUUGGGGAAGAUUAUGGAAGCUACCAAGAUGCUCGAAAUCAAGUAGUUAUAUCCAAAAAUAAACUCCUAGAUUCUUGUUUAUUGUUGGAAGCCGGUCAAUGGACAGUGAAAAUGCAUGACUUGGUUCGCGAUGCUGCCCAAUGGAUAGCGAACAAAGAGAUUCAAACAGUACAAGUGCAUGACAAAAAUCAAAAGGCAAUGGUUGAAAGGGAGAAAAAUAUAAAAUAUUUGUUAUGUGAAGGCAAGCCAAAGGACGUGUUUUCCUGUAAGCUUGAUGGUUCCAAGCUUGAGAUUCUAAUUGUCAUUUUGUAUAAGGAUGAAGAUGACCAGGAUCCAAAUAUCAAAGUACCAGAUUCAGUUUUUAAAAAUAAUACUGGACUUCGAGUUUUUGAAUUAUGUGGUGUUUUUCUUUGUAACCUAUCAUUACCUCAAUCAAUCCAAUCAUUGAAGAAUAUUCGAUCUCUUAUCUUUAGAUUUGGUAGGUUGGGUGACAUUUCUAUCUUGGGAAAUCUGCCAAGCCUUGAGACACUUGAUUUGAGUUUUUGUUUUAUUAAUGAAUUGCCGAGCGGAAUUACGAAAUUAGAGAAGUUCAGAUUGUUGAAAUUGGAAUUUUGUACAAUUUAUUGGAAUAAUCCGUUUGAAGUGAUUGAAAGAUGCUCAUUACUUCAAGAGUUGUAUUUUGAAGGGAGUUUUAAUCAUUGUUGUCGAGAAAUAACUUUACCUACAUUGCAGAUGUUUUAUGUAGCCGACAACUCUGGAAUUGAUUAUUCAUCAUCAAAGUGUGUGUCUAUUGACUACGAAUAUGAGUUUUUCCUAUCUGAAACAACACUCAAGUAUUGUAUGCAAGAAGCAGAGGUUCUCAAACUAGGUAGAAUCGAGGGGGGGUGGAGAAAUAUCAUACCUGAGAUUGUUGCUUUGGACCAUGGUAUGAAUGAUCUAGUUGUGCUUCAUUUAAGUUGCAUUUCACAACUACAGUGCCUCAUUGAAACUAAGCAUACUUCUUCUCAAGUAUCACAUGUAUUCUCUAAGUUGGUUAAACUACAUCUGAAAAAUAUGGAAAAUCUAGAAGAAUUGUGCAUAGGUCCUCUUUCCUUUGACCCUUUUAAGAGUUUAGAGGACCUAUAUAUCGGGAAUUGCAAACACUUGCGAAGCUUAUUUAAGUGCAACCUUAGCCUACGCAAUCUAAAGAAAGUUUCAUUGAAUAGAUGUCCGAUGUUGAUCUCCUUAUAUGAAAGAAAAGGAGAGGGAUCAAGAAGAGAAAUAAUUGAUGAUGAAGGCAGGAGUCUGGACCCAAUGUUUUUGAAACUAAAAGCUCUUGAAAUUGAGAGGUGUCCAAACUUUAAAGUAAUACUUCCAUUUGUCUCUGCUCAUGAUCUUCCGGCACUAGAAUCCAUCACAAUGAGAAGUUGUGAUAAGCUGGAAUACAUAUUUGGGCAAGAUGUCAAACUUGGUUCCCUAAAAUAUAUAAAUCUUGAUGAUGUACCCAAGUUAAUUGAUAUUUUUCCAGAAAGUAAUCAUACGACGUCUUUGUCCAAUAAGAAGUCAUCUUCUAUUUCUAGAUCCGCUUCCAAGCCAGCAACACAGUCGGACUAUAUCAAAUGCAACAUCUUUUCAUGGAUUGAUAUGUAUUAUUGUGGAAACAAAUUGAGGAGUACCAAAAGUACUAAAAUUCCAUUGGUUCAUGUGAAUCAACCACAGAACAACUUAAUGGAAUCAAAUUCAUAUUGCCUUAGCAUAAACAUAUGGGAGCGUGCUCAAUGUAUUUCAAGACAAUCAAAGAUCCUGUGCAAUGUUAAAGAGAUUCAGUUGACUGAGUUGAGGGAGAUAAAAUCAAUAUUUGUCCUAUCUAUUGCUCCAAGAAUGUUGUUGGAAACUUUGAUAAUUAAAGGUUGUGAUAAAUUGAAACACAUAAUAAUAGACACCGAAGAUCACGACAAUGCUGAUGACAAUAAUUUGGGCAAUGUCUUCCCAAAGUUGAAAGUGCUUUCCAUUGAAGAUUGCAUCCGAUUGGAAUAUAUAUUCGGACAUUACAAUGAUGAUCAUCAAAACGACAUUGAGGUUCAUCUUCAUCUUCCAGCAUUGGAGUGUCUGCGUCUUUCGAAUCUGCAAAAUUUGGCUGCCAUGUGUCCUAAACAAUAUCACACAACAUUUCCACCUUUGAAAGAACUUGUACUCGAUAACUGCUUACAGGUUGCUGAUAUGAAAUCUAUUGGUGAUUUCAUAUCUCAUCAUUUGGUUUCAAGAUCUGUCGAUGGUACCAUAACAAAGAAAUUGAGUGGGAACAUGGAGUGUUUGCUUGCUCUGGAAAGACUCGUGUUAAAUAAGUCCAAAGUAGAAAGUAUAUUUUGUGUCAAUGAACAACAAAUAAACUUAGUGUUGCAAAAGAUUAAGCUGGAAGAUUUGUAUGUUGUGACUUGUCUUUUUGUUGGUCCCAAAGAUUCUUUUGUCCUCCAAAACCUACUAACGAUAAAAAUUGUGCGAUGUGAAAAGUUGCAAGUCAUUUUCUCCGAUUCUAUUGUAAGAUGUCUACCACAAUUGCAUGAUAUAAUGAUAAUAGAGUGUGAUGAGUUGAAGCAUAUCAUUGAAGAUGAUUUAGAGAAUAAGAAAAUGUCAAAUUCCUCAUCCUCAAGGACAUGCUUCCCAAAGCUAAAUGUGCUUGUUGUAUUAAAGUGCAACAAGUUGAAAUGUGUGUUUCCGAUCUCCGUAUGUAACGAGCUUCCCGAGCUAAAGUGUCUGAUCAUAAGAGAAGCAGAUGAACUAGAGGAAAUAUUUAAAAGUGAAGGGGAGGAAAAUCAGAAAGCCAAGAUUCUAAAUUUGAAAUAUGUAGCAUUUGUGAACCUACCAAGCCUCUUCCAAACACAGGGAAUUCAAUUUCAAACCGUAGAAUUUCGUUUUGUAAUGGAUUGUCAAAAACUCUCUCUCACUUCAACAUCAACAUUACCCUAUCUUAGUUACAGUUUACUCAUGGAUAUGGAUCAAGAAACGGCACAAGGUUUGCUGACUCUAUUUCAAAAAGUACGAGAAGAAUCCUAUGUCCACAAUUAUGGGUUUGUUGCAGCGUCAAGACACGAGUUGACAUCUUCAGAGGAGAAUGAAUAUUCAACAAGUCCACUUGGAGAACCUGAUGCUACUGCCAAACCUUCUCAGGAAAAUAAUUUGGAGGGCUCUAUGUCCGGAAAAAAUGUAGCAACAACUUUUCCGACCAUUUCAGAAAACAAGAAUGAGCCAACUGUACAAUCAGAUGCUCCUAAACAAAAGCAGGGUGCUGAGAUAAGUGUUGAAGAAGGAACUACAUCAAAUAAUGCCAAGACAAUAACAUCAUCAACUCAUUUAGAAUUAGAACAUGGUGAUAACCAAAUAGCUGCGGCUUCUUUUUCAAUUGGCAAUAAAGAGACCAAUGAUCAAGUUUCUCGGAUUGAUGAUGCUCUUAAGAAUGUAAGCUCAAAUAUUGAGGAACAGUUGUCCAAGGAAGAUGAUAUAAUAGUUUCAAAAUCAAAACCCUCUUCUAUUGCAUAUCAGUUUCCUUCAAUACCUUCUAAAGGGAACUCAUCUAAAAACGUAGAAAAUUUAAGUUCUUCUAUGCUUGUCACGAAGGAGCUUGAGCAGCUAGUCUCCGAGAAGCAUUUGGCUUCUGAGAAUUUGUCUUUGUUAAUUGAUUUCUUUGUUUUGCACCCUUCCCUUCAUUUAAAGGACAUUUCACUGAGUAAUAGAUACAAGGGUUAUGCCUACGACUGUCUAGCUGAGCUAUUGAAAUUUCUGAAAACCCAUAGUGUGUUGGAUGUGUUAGGUUCAAGCCGCUCUGAAUUUAUUGAAUUAUUACAAGAUGCGCGCAGAUUUCCUUUCGAUAAGGAAUGGUUGGAUGUUGUUGAAAAACGUGUUAUGUUUCCUGGUUUACAAGUCUCUCAAGCAGCAUUGCAAAAGUUGUUGGACUCAAAGCACAUCUUGACUGAACAUGUGAAGGAUCUAAAACAUCAAUUGAUAUCCUCUGAAGCUGUUUUGGAGAAUAUCACUCAACAGGAGGCACAAGUUUUAGAAACUCGAGCUACUUUAAGUGAUCCCAUCGGUUAUUAGACUAUUUCUUGCAUUUCUUCACUGCCAAAAUUGUUGUUGGAGCUUUUAUUUAUUCGGUUAUUUAUGUUUGAAUCAUUGUGUUAUAUGUGCACUCUUUUUCCUUUUCCUUAAUCAAAGUUUUAUUUCAUUGGGUUUUA